Esox lucius (northern pike) is the source of this 2802-nucleotide messenger RNA. Its product is annotated as gastrula zinc finger protein XlCGF17.1-like. The coding region runs from base 87 to 1256 and encodes 389 amino acids. The transcript has 3 exons. Gene Ontology annotation, molecular function: DNA-binding transcription factor activity, RNA polymerase II-specific; RNA polymerase II cis-regulatory region sequence-specific DNA binding. Gene Ontology annotation, biological process: regulation of transcription by RNA polymerase II. The record is from RefSeq and is a predicted model, not a curated record. NCBI's taxonomy places the organism in Eukaryota, Metazoa, Chordata, Actinopteri, Esociformes, Esocidae.
GGAAGACAAAAAUGAAACGCUGGGAAUGAAUGUUACAAUUAAAGAUGAUGAUGAAGAGGAGGAGAUAACCCCAGUUAUCAUUAAAAAUGGAGAGGGGCAUUUACUUAAUCAAGCAGAGGGAGGACAAACCCAGCCUGCUGCUCUCCUUCCACAUUGAGCCCAAACAAGAGUCACUGGAUUCUGAUUAUGAAAGUGAAGCUCAGGGGGCACUGGUGGAUUCAGAGAUUACAUCAGUGAAGCUGGAAGACGAAAGUCAAACGCUGGGACUGAAUGUUAUCAUUAAAGAUGAAGAGGAGGAGAAGAAUGUGGUUAUCAUUAACAAUGGAGAGGGGAAUUUACUUAAUCAAGAUGGGAUUGCUGAAUUGGAGAGACUUGGAGAGAAACAACAGGAAAACCACAAGGAUAAGAAGUCUCACCACUGUCCCCAUUGUGAAAAAUAUUUCUCAUUUUUGUCACUGUUAAAAAUACACAUUAACACACAUACUGGAGAGAAACCUUUCUCAUGUUCUGACUGCUCAAAGAGUUUUUCUCAAUUAGGUAACUUUAAAGCGCACCAGCGCAUACAUACUGGAGAGAAACCUUACUCGUGUUCAGACUGUGGGAAGUGUUUUAGGACAUCAUCUAUGCUAACUAUUCAUGAGAGAGUGCACACAGGUGAGAAGCCUUACUCCUGUUCUGACUGUGGAAAGGGCUUUAUUAAAUCAUCUGAACUUAUUAGUCAUCGGAAAGUGCACACAGGUGAGAAACCUUACUCCUGUUCUGACUGUGGGAAGAGUUUCUCUCAAUUAGGUAGUCUUAAAUCUCACCAGCGCAUACAUACAGGAAAGAAACCUUUCUUGUGUUCAGACUGUGGGAAGUGUUUCAAUACAUCAUCUGAACUUACUAGACAUCAGAGAAUGCACACAGGUGAGAAGCCUUACUCUUGUUCUGACUGUGGGAAGUGUUUCAUUCUGUCAUCUGAACUUAGUAGUCAUAAAAGACUGCACACAGGUGAGAAGCCUUACUCCUGUUCUGACUGUGGGAAGUGUUUCUCUCAUUUAAGUAGUCGUAUAGCUCACCAGCGUACACAUACUGGAGAGAAACCUUACUGGUGUUCAGACUGUGGGAAGUGUUUCAUUACAUCAUCUGAUCUUAAUAAACAUCAGAGAGUACACACAGGUGAGAAGCCUUACUCCUGUUCUCACUGUGGGAAGUGUUUUAUUACCUCACCUGCACUUACUAAACAUCAGAGAGUGCACAAAAGUGAGAAGCCUUAGUCCUGUUCUGAUUGUGGGAUGUGUUUUAUGACAUCAACUAAACGUACUGUUCAUGAGAGAGUGCACACAGGGGCGAAGCCUUACUCCUGUUCUGACUGUGGGAAGAUUUUCUGAGAUUAACCCCAGAUGGGACAUGGGAAAAUGUUACAGGAGAAAGUUAUUUAUUUUAUAAUGCUCUUGUAAUGGCCUCCCAGAAACUUCACCUCAUGGCUUUUCAGGCAGAGAUGACCAGCCUGCUCCAACUGAGAUACAAGUUACACAAGGUUGGGAAUCUUUUGACUUCCUAAAUAUGGAAGUUACAAAUUAUCAUAAUAUUUAGACAUAAUUAAGCAGAACAAUGUCUAGAUACUUUAAAAAGUAAUUGGUUAAUUUUGUCCAUCAUUGCAAAUAUAGAUACAUUUAGAUUUUUGGGAUAAAAAUGAAUGUUUAUCAUAAGGUGAAUGUGGUCCAACCUGAACAACAUUAUAACAAAAGUAAAAGUUCUAAUUUAUAUGAGCAAUGAGUUGGGUUAUGGCUGUCAAACAUUGUUGGGGGCUACGAUAUCAAUUGUGAGUAUUGAGUUGAGUGAUUUACCAUCCUGGGUCAGUUUGACCCGGUAAUAUAAUGUGUAACCAAAUUGUUAACAUAACACAAGGGUUAAAUAAAUGCAUAAUCAACAGAAAUACAUGGAUGGUAGAAGAUUCCUUUUUACUAAACAAGGAAUAAACUGAGGAUUUGGUUAUUGGUGCUUAAGCGAGAAAAUUACAGGGCAUUUGCGCCUUGGCCCAAAAUAUACAUAAUAAGUAUGGCCGGUUCUAGGCAUAAGCGGUUGCAUUUUAUUACUUAAGGCUAGAGCCAGCUCUGAUUACAAGUAAAAAAUCAAGGUGUGAUAUCAAUUUUUAGGCCCUUAUCCAAAUUGAGUUAAUCUGCAUUUUAUUAUUUAAAAAACAUCUAAAGCUUGUGUCUCUGCUAGCCAUGUCUGUCAUACAAUUUAUUUUCCUUUACAAACCUUUAGUCCAUGUAGAAGAUUAAUGUAUGAAGGUAUUAAUUUUAGUAAAUGUAGUACAUGUAUAAUGACAGAACUCCAUUGUUCAUUUACUAUUAUGAAUACAGAGAAACUGAGAAUGUGUGUGUCUAAUGUUUGGGCCUUUCCAAGGACAGACGGGACACUAAUUUGGAUCCGCAUUUGUUCCUGCAACAGCUCUUCUGGGGGUCUUUUGCCAGGUUAAAUACACGCUGCGUAAAAUAAUAAUAAAAACAGUGAUGUGCAAAUCAUUUAUCCCUGUAUUUUAUUGAAAAUGGUACAGAGACAACAUAUCAAAUGUGGGAAAUGUGAUUGUUUUUGCAUUUUUUCAUAUAGACGAAAACUUUGCUGGCUAAAACUGGUAAUAUCUGCUUUAUAGUAAGCAAAUAAAACAGUUUACGGUUAUAUUGCGACUGUUUCUGGUGGAUUUUCGAAGUACGCAUCAGUGCAUGCAAUUUGGAUCAGGAUAUACAAACACAUUUGCUGGCUUAACAACGUAGUUACGUUAUAGUAAGCUUUAACUGAAACUGUAUAUGUUUAUAU